AUGAGUGGAUCAACGUUAGAUGUCAAGAACAUUGAUGUUGAUUUUCAUCUCCCAUUGUCACAUAGCAACAGGUCUUAUCAGCUUAUCGAGCUUCCCAAUGGCCUCAGAGCACUACUUAUAAGUGACAGAAGCAGCGAGCUUUUCUCAACAUCAAUGGUUGUUGGAAGCGGUUCUUGCAAUGAUCCAGACGAUGCUUUAGGUCUAGCUCAUUUGUGUGAACAUAUGCUCUUCCUAGGCACCAAGACUUGUCCCAUGCCUAAUCAGCUUGAUCAGAUUGUGUCUUCCGCAGGCGGGUUCACCAAUGCAUAUACCACGAUGGAACAGACUUGCUAUCAUUUUGAAGUCUCCUCCUUUGCCAAAAUGAGAGACGAGAGGGUUUUCAUCAUUGACAGCGUCCUCGAGAUAUUUUCUUCUUUCUUCAAGUGCCCUUUGUUCAAGGAGAGGUUCAUCAAAGGAGAGAUAAGAGCCGUUGAUGAGGAGCACAAAGGAAACACCAACAACACCGACAAAAUACUAUUUCAUGCAUUGCGCUCACUUGCUUCUCCCAAUCAUGUGUUUCACCGAUUUGGCACCGGUAAUAAGGCAACACUUAGUCAGAUCAGUCCAAAAAGGUUGCAGAGAUACCUCCGAGCUUACUUUCAGAGGUUUUAUCUUGCACGCAAAAUGGCUCUUGUCAUGAAAGGUCCCCAGUCACUCAACCACCUCAAGAAACUAGUUGUCGCUCAUUUCUCGGAUAUUCCCAAAUCUUCGCUUGACCAUGUUAGAUUAUCCGGACAGUCAUUUACGUCAGAUCACGACAUAUAUUUCAGCCCACAGCUCUACGGGUAUUUGGACACCCCAAUUCUUCAGCCUGAUAUCAAGACAGUGCUCCUCAAAGUAGCCAAUACGUCCAGGGUGAGAUUAUGUUACCCAUUACAAACGAUUGUGGACCUACCGAACUACCGUCGCAUCGGUAACAUCCUUUGUAAUAUUUUGGGGGACGAGUCUGAAAAAUCCUUAUGUGAAUACUUGAAACGAAAACGCCAAUGGGCUACUGGUGUUAUGGUAUUGGUACAAAACACAAUUUUCAAGGACGAUCUCUUGCUUGUCGACAUCGAUGUUACCCCCACUGGAUUGAGGAAUCUUCCGCAGGUUGUAGAUACUCUCCACUAUUAUAUCAAUUACAUCAUCGUGAGAAGUUCUCCUAGAGAACUUGCGUCUGUGAUUGAAGACUACAGCUCAGUGGAGGAUAAAUGUUUUAUGAAUCGUGAGACUGCAACAACAUUCGUUGACGAGAUAUGCGAUUAUGCCGAGAGGCUUGAGAAAGGCGGGAUAGCUUAUUCAGACUUGAUUCGAGGAUACGCAGACUGGACUGAUGGAGGUUCCAGUAUCAAGGUGGUAAAUGACAUUCAAAAGGCUGCAAUCCAGUGCUUUACAGAGGAGAACUUGAGAGUCGUUGUGGCUCACGAGGAUCUAUCACCAUUGAGUCUUUUCACGCUAGACCAGGCCUCCUAUGUGACCGCCGUGGAUAAUUAUUUUCAAUAUGAAUUCACGAAAGUUCUCAACAGUGAGAUGGUCACCUUCAUAAAUCCAGAUCUCAGCUUGAAUUUGGAGCUUCCAUGUAUUCCCAAACCUCUAAAAGAGCUGAUUAGCGACCGAAGGAUGACACAGCAGUCCGAAGUUGGCUAUAUAAGAGGUUUGGAGACUGCUGCUUCCGAGCCUUCACUUAUCAAAUUUGACAGCUCCUCGGAAAUAUGGAGUGUCAACAACGAAGGGCCAGAUGUUGAAACCUCUCGCAUUACUUUACACAUUGUUUUCAGAGAACUCGAAAGUACAGCAAAGAAUCUUGUGGGGAUCGAAGUUCUUACGGAAUUAAUUGGGGAGGAGCUCAAAUACGGCUUGUACCAUUACGAGUUAGUGGGGACCUUUUGGGGUAUAUUUGCCAACGUAAACGGUAUUCCGUCUAUCUUACUAUCAGUCAAUGGAGCAAAAGAGAGUGCUAUUUUCGUGUUUCAAGCAGUUUUGUCACGGCUAAGACAGCUUGGAGAAGGUUCUUAUGCGAGUGACUACCAAAAAUUCAAGAAAGCCAGGGUGAGAUCAAGAAAGAGAAUCGAGGAAACUCUUCAGGCAUCUGGUAUUCGAAAAGUCUUUUCCGCAACCUACCUUAUUCUUGAAGAGGGGCUCACUCUUCCUGAGGAGAAGUUAGAUGCAUUGGAGCUACUUGAUGAGACAGAUCUCGCAAUAAUUUCUGAGGGGUUGUUGAAAGCUGCUCCCUAUAGCCAACUUCUAUUGGACGGAGACUUCACUGACCAUGAGUGCUUUUACCUUCCAGAGUCAGCCAUCUUCUACAACGGAAAAACCACAGACGAGCAUCUUAACAAAGGCUCUAGCAGGUUGAGCUAUAAAAUACCCAGUGGACACAAUAUUUCAUUUCCCCUAAAAGGAGAUGAAGAUGAUACUGCAAAUACCGUCUUAUAUUUUCUUCAAAUUGGUGAUCGAAGCGAUAACGAAUUGUACUCUUGGGCCAAGCUUUUCGAGCACUUACUUUCAUAUACUGCCCUAGACGAACUCCGCACCAAUAGGAGACUAGCUUACAACGUCUUCACCGGCACAAAGUUUCUUCGUCGUACCUUCGGAAUACACAUAACCAUUCCAAGUGGGGAACAUGACUGUCAAAAGCUUUCGGAUGAGAUCGAGAGAUAUUUAGGCCUUCUCGAGAGCCGAUUAGAGGGGUACACAGAGAGAGACUUUCGAGAGGAAAUACUCGAACCAUUCCUCCAGACCUUGACGCAAUACUCCAACCAUAUGAAGACACCUUCCGGGCUAUUCAUGUCUCUACAACCGCUGCAAGGAUCUGGUGAUAAACCCGAGAAUCGUGAGUUUAUGACUCACUGGAGUCAAGUUGAUCAGAUCAUCAAUAGCACCUACCGCUUUGGGGGUACCGAAUGUGAGGAGCCCAUCGACAAGGCAUUUCUCAUGUCGCUUACCUUAAACGAAUUCCUUCGAUAUGUCAGGACAUACGUUUCCGUAAAAUCGCCGCAUCGGUCUUGUCUUAUUGUUGCUAAUGCUGCAGGGUCUCAGCUGCACCAAGCCAAGAAGUCGCAGUUUGCAGCCAUGAUCUAUAGCCAGCUUCAAGAACAAAACUUGAACAUCACACAAAAACAGGUGGACGAGCUUUUGGGAGAAUGCAAGGAUCAAGAAGAUUUCAGCGACAUUUCGGUACAUCUCAAGCGAUAUUUCAAGGAAAAUAAGCAAAACGGCCAGCUCAUUAAGGUGGCAUUUAAGAAUUUCGCGGGGUCUUUGUUUCGCAGCGCUGCAAUGAAGAUUUCCGCUCGGCCCCACAGAAGCAACUCCGAGAAGGCUUAUGCCAAGUCGGGACGCGGAUUAGCUGGUACGAGAAAUUACUGGCUUUGGAACAUCUGGUGCAUGCCAGAGAAGGCACUGCACAAGUAA
This is a messenger RNA of Candidozyma pseudohaemuli, 3432 nucleotides long. RefSeq names its product Axl1p (gene AXL1). The record is from RefSeq and is a predicted model, not a curated record. Gene Ontology annotation, molecular function: metal ion binding; metalloendopeptidase activity. Gene Ontology annotation, biological process: peptide catabolic process. The transcript has 2 exons. NCBI's taxonomy places the organism in Eukaryota, Fungi, Ascomycota, Pichiomycetes, Serinales, Metschnikowiaceae. Bases 1 to 3432 code for a protein of 1143 amino acids. Gene Ontology annotation, cellular component: mitochondrion; cytosol.